Molecule: messenger RNA, 624 nt
Organism: Schistosoma turkestanicum
Lineage: Eukaryota; Metazoa; Platyhelminthes; Trematoda; Strigeidida; Schistosomatidae
Source: the annotation of a GenBank genome assembly
AUGAAUAGGUACGGUCGGUCUCCCCCAAGAAUUGAUGGGAUGGUGUCAUUAAAAGUUGACAACUUGGCAUACAGAACGACUAUUGAUGAUCUGAGGAGGGUUUUCAGCCGAUUCGGUGAGGUUGGUGAUAUCUAUAUACCUAGAGAUCCCUAUACGUUUGAAAGCCGAGGAUUCGCCUUCGUUAGAUACUGCACUGACCGUGAGGCAGAUUGUGCCAUACGGGGUAUGGAUGGCCACAAAGUAGAUGGGCGAGAGGUCCGAGUUCAAAGGGCUAAAUAUGGACGACCAACACCAAACCGUCGAAGGUAAGUGUCACUUGACAGUAAAUGGAAUUAUGUACUUUGCACUGAGUCCGAGAUGACGCAUACCUUUGCUUCAGUACCUGUUUUACGCCAAAUUGACUAAUUUUUGCGAAAUUAAGGUGAAUAUUCAUAAAUAAUUGUUUCCGUGGUUGAUCAUGGAGUUCGAAAAGAUCUUGAGGGCGCAAGACUAAACCGUGCUCUAGAUUACCAACAUAUUUCUGUGCUUGCUUAGUCUCGUUAGCAGUCGAAGACUGGAUUUUACUGAAUACGGCUCUUUCCUAAAUUAAUCCUGGUUGCUAUGAUUGGCUGUUUGACGUCACCC